Molecule: messenger RNA, 897 nt
Organism: Diaporthe amygdali
Lineage: Eukaryota; Fungi; Ascomycota; Sordariomycetes; Diaporthales; Diaporthaceae
Exons: 2
Coding region: 1-897 (298 amino acids)
Source: RefSeq, a predicted model, not a curated record
AUGGCAUCCCAAUACGGAAGCAACAAGCAAAACAAGAGCCUUCCAGCCAUGCUUAAAUGCGCUGUUGAUGGCAAGAUGGAGAAGCGAGACAUGUUCUCCAACAACAUGCUCAAGAAACGGACCUUCAAUCCAAAUGCGCAAAUCACUUGCCGCAAGCACACCGGUGGUGCGGUUACCGAACUUCUUUGUAGCAGCUGUCGCAAGCACAAGCCCCUUGACUUCUUUAGCAACGCCGAGCGCAAGGUUACUGGUGGCCAACGCUGCCGCGCUUGCAUCGAGUGGCUGGAGGGUGACCAGCCUGACUACGUCCCUUUGCCGGCCCCAAACAGUGUUCGCGACCAUGAGGAGAAGCGCGCGUACAAAGCUGAUGGCAGGGGCAUGGAUGACUACGAUGACGACGAGGAUGACUACUACGUCACCGAGGCUCAGGGCGAUGCAUUCUCCGAUGAUGAUGCCUCGUGGGCCGGACGAACCAAAGCACCGAAAGGAGCCAACACGGCUGGUGGGCUGACAGCCAACAACCUGAAGAACUUGGACAAUUACGGCGGCUCACACUCUGCCUCUAGCCGCGGUGACGAGAGGUACCAUGCGUCCUCGGCGCCCACCGACUCGGCGUCUAACGCUGAUACGGAGAGUACGGCCCGUCCCCAUAACCCACGCCGGUUCAAUGCCUACGGUCCCAACGGCCAGGUCCAGAGGCGCCAAGUCGGCACCGCCGCUUCUGAGACCUCGGGCACUUCCGUCAGCACCCAGGGAAGCAUCCCUGGACGCAAAGAUUGGGCCAGACCGGCUACCCGCAAGACGGCUCCUGCGUUGCCGCGACACAUGGAGUACGAGAACCCCGACACCGUCGGGCACUAUGCCUACGACGAUGACGAUAGCUCAGAUGGAUGCUAA